Molecule: messenger RNA, 783 nt
Organism: Pelecanus crispus (Dalmatian pelican)
Lineage: Eukaryota; Metazoa; Chordata; Aves; Pelecaniformes; Pelecanidae
Source: RefSeq, a predicted model, not a curated record
GGAGGUGCAGAAAGCAGUGAACACCGCCCAGGGGCUCUUCCAGAGGUGGACGGAGCUCUUGCAAGAUCCCUCCAUCGCCACAAGAGAAGAAAUUGACUGGACCACUAAUGAGCUCAGGAAUAACCUGCGGAGCAUUGAGUGGGACCUGGAAGACUUGGAUGAAACAAUUAGCAUUGUUGAGGCAAACCCACGGAAAUUCAACCUCGAUGCGACAGAGCUGGGUAUCAGGAAAGCCUUCAUCACGAGCACACGGCAGGUGGUCAGGGAAAUGAAGGAUCAGAUGUCGAACUCCUCCAUGCAAGCACUGGCUGAAAGGAAAACCAGGCAGGCGCUCCUGGGAGAAAGUGGGAGUCAGAGUUGGAGCUCUGGACCUGACAAAUACAGCCGUCUGGACCGGGAGCUGCAAUUAGCAAAUUCACACUUCAUCGAGGAGCAGCAAGCUCAACAACAGUUGAUUGUGGAGCAGCAAGAUGAGCAGUUGGAGCUGGUCUCUGGCAGCAUCGGGGUGCUGAAGAACAUGUCCCAGCGCAUUGGCGGGGAGCUGGAGGAGCAAGCAGUGAUGCUGGAUGACUUCUCCCACGAAUUAGACAGCACUCAGUCGCGGCUUGAUAAUGUCAUGAAGAAGCUUGCCAAAGUGUCUCACAUGACGAGUGAUCGACGGCAGUGGUGUGCAAUUAUCGUCCUCUUCGUCAUCUUGCUGGUGGUGCUCAUCCUGUUUUUCGUCCUGUGAUGGACUGAACUUCCUUGGACGCCCCCCUCCCCGCCCCCUCGCCUCCCGUAGCA